Haemonchus placei is the source of this 819-nucleotide messenger RNA. The record is from the annotation of a GenBank genome assembly. Lineage: Eukaryota; Metazoa; Nematoda; Chromadorea; Rhabditida; Trichostrongylidae.
AUGCUGAUUCCGCAGCUCAAAGAAGCGAAGAACGUAUUUACCCUUUACCACCUUUUGAAUACAAUUUUAUCCGUUACCUUUCUUUCGACUAAAGGUAUUCCGGAGAUUUGCCAAUGGUUUUUUGUCUCUGAAGAUGGAGAGUGUGCCCUUGACUCGAGAGAACGAGAGAUUCUGAUCUUUCUGGCAGUGGUUAUCGCUUGGAAAGGGAGGAAAACGACGAACUAUCUACAUUAUAUUAACAACAUCUUUCUCUUCUCUAAAAUCGCCAACAUAGCUUUAUUUCUUCGUGCGGAUGCCUUCAUUGGAGUUAUAUAUCUUCUAAUUGUUGUCGUGGUUACUGUGUUAGUGCCGGAACCAAUUUAUAGCGGCCCUGAGAAAAUUACGUAUUUCCAAGGAGUAGAACUUUUUGAAGAGUUGAACAAAGAUCGUAAAUCAAUAUUCAUUAUUCAAUUUUACACCACUUGGAGUCCUGAGUGCAAACAUGCAACACCUGUGUUCGCGCAACUAAGUGAAAGAUUUUCCUUGCCGAAUCUCCGCUUCGGAAAACUUGAUGUUGGGCGGUGGCCAAAAGAGGCAGAGCGAUUUCGUGUCAAUGCGCAUCCAACAUCUCGUCAAUUGCCUACUAUAUGCGUGUUUAAGGAUGCCAAGGAAAUAAAACGAAGACCACUUGUCAGCGAAAAGCGGCGAGCUAUUCCCUUCGUAUUCAACCAAGACAACUGCAUACGAGACUUUGAUCUGCUGAAUAUGCACAAGGAAUGUUUGGAUGGUCUAUCUUCCAAAGAUAGAAGGGAAAUUGAGGAGGAAAAGAAGUCUCGGUAA